Molecule: messenger RNA, 1713 nt
Organism: Kluyveromyces lactis
Lineage: Eukaryota; Fungi; Ascomycota; Saccharomycetes; Saccharomycetales; Saccharomycetaceae
Gene: TAH11
Product: Tah11p
Exons: 1
Coding region: 1-1713 (570 amino acids)
Source: RefSeq, a predicted model, not a curated record
AUGGAUCAACGAUAUCGUUAUACACCUCCGGUUAUCGAUCUAGAUAAAGUUAAAGAUGAAAAGGAGUUACUUCCUCUGAUUAAACAGAUCCUGUUCUCUCAUGAUACGUUUCUACUGCAGAAUUUCGCUAGUAUCGAUGCCGUUGUACAGCUGGUAGAUUUGAUCAAUGCGGAAACUGGAGGCUUUCCGAAUGAUGAUACCGGUUCUGUCACAUUUGGUUCUAAUUUCACUGGCACCAUCAACCGAGGCAAUCAUACUUUACAGCAAUGGAUGUCAGUAGACGGUGGGGACAGCCGUGGUAAUGGCAGUGUGUCACGUGAUUUAAUACGGCUAAAUUUGACGAUGACUAAAGUUGCACUAUAUUUCAGUGACUUAUGCCUGCAGGCACUCGGCAUUGAUAGUAACGUUACAGUAUCCCCUACGAGUUUCUCUUCCAUACUUUGUCGUCAUCAUUCGCAAUUUAGUGAACAAUUGCUCGAUAUGCAGUUUGAUUACUCUCAAACUGAAUGGAUCGACUUCGAAUCUGUUGGACUAUUGACUAUAGUACCAGAUGCGACAUGUGCUAAGGUUUACCGGAAUGAUUCCUGGCACAGUGUAGACGUAGAAAAGUGCUUGUUGAUUCAUACAGGUACGUUAUUGGCUGAUCUUUCGGCAGGUAUGCAUCAGACUUCUAAGAUGCGGUUGUCCACGAGAUCAAUUGCGUUGUCGAUUCAACCUACCCUCUCAUGUACAAUGCCUCAAGGAGGCUCUUUUGCAGAUCGUCUUUUGGAAUUCAAUCUGAAGAAAUUCCCUGAGGUGGGUGAAAAGUUUUACCCAGCGGAGACUCGAUUACUUAACUUAAAGCGAUCUGUGUCGUUUUUGAAUAAUCUAUUCGCAACUAUAGAAUCAAUGAUUAACUUGUACAAGAUCAAUCAUCCAGGUAUCGAUUACGUGGAACUGGAUUCUUUGUUACCGGGUAUCUCCAGAAUGAUCAAAGAAAAAGUGACAACGACAGAUUUCCAAAGGCUAUUAUAUAUCUGGCCUAAUGCAUAUGAAAUAGAUAUUAACUCAAAAUGUGGGAUAUCAUUUAAAUUACAGACUAGUUUGUCCUUGACAAAGUCAAGACUCUUGGAAUUUUCCGAGAAGACUGAUCAAUGGGUACAAUUGGUCCAACAGUCCCCAGAAAUCCCGGAUAAUAUUCCUCCCAUGAAACUAGGGAAGAGAAAGGCAAGUAACAAUUCCAUCACAUACUCUGUACCGUUGAAAAAUACAAAUAGACGCAAAAUUGCGCCAUUGAAAGGGUCUACGAAAUCAGCUAACCCUCUCUAUCUGGGAAACAAAGAUUCUGGUAAUACAGUGUCCGGUACGGAAAAUAUUGCAACGAGUUCGCUCUUGGAUAGAAUCAGAGAUAAAGAACGGAGAGCAGCAGCGCUGCUCUCUCAUAGACAGUCGAUGCAGGAACAUUUCAUUGCUGUGAAAAUGAAACAUAUCUUUAACAUAUGCUUCACUCUAGAACCAGAAAUCCCAUAUACAGAGGAUUACUUGACUGGCCUAGUUGUCGAUUCUUUGACGGAUACGCACAAUCCUAUCGGACGCGGCGAGUGUGUUAUUGUCCUUUCAAAAUUAAAUGAAUUACUUGGACAGGACGUUUUUCAAAUCAUCACCGUUGAAGGAGAUUUGAAAGUUUACAAAUGGAAGAAAUUAGAUAAAGCGAUGAUACAAUCUCUUUUGUAG